Grus americana (Whooping crane) is the source of this 3198-nucleotide messenger RNA. It is a transcript of the gene AXIN1, whose product is annotated as axin 1. The record is from RefSeq and is a predicted model, not a curated record. NCBI's taxonomy places the organism in Eukaryota, Metazoa, Chordata, Aves, Gruiformes, Gruidae. Gene Ontology annotation, biological process: negative regulation of canonical Wnt signaling pathway. The transcript is spliced from 10 exons. The coding region runs from base 338 to 2863 and encodes 841 amino acids.
GCGCGGGGGGCGCGGCUGAGCCGCUCUCCCCGGCGCUGGGAGGCAGCGGCGCAGGCGGAGCGGAGCGGUGCGGGGCUCGCUGCUGCUCUCUCCCUGUCGCCGCCACAAGCCAGCGGCCGCGGCCAUGGGCGUCCCGGGCCGCCCGCUUUGUGCCGCCGCCGCCCCGCCGCCGCCCGCCGCCCCGGGCCGCUGCUGUUGAGCCGCAUGGGCCGGGCCCCGCGCCGCCGCUGCUGCUCCGUGCGGCUGAACAACCGUGUUCACUGUGGAGCUACAACUAUUGGUGAUUUGAGAUUUCAGCUCAUCUCCCGCCGUUCCUGCACAAGCAAGCACCGGAAACAUGAAUAUCCAAGGGAAAGGCUUCCCCUUGGACCUCGGGGGAAGCUUCACUGAAGAUGCUCCAAGGCCACCGGUUCCUGGUGAGGAGGGAGAACUGGUGUCCACGGAUCCAAGGCCAGUUAGCCACAGUUUCUACUCCGGUAAGAGUGAUGUGGUUAGAAAUGAGACAUCCACGGCAACACCGAGGCGCUCCGAUUUGGAUUUGGGGUACGAGCCUGAGGGGAGUGCUUCGCCAACUCCACCCUACCUGAAGUGGGCCGAGUCGCUGCACUCCUUGCUGGAUGAUCAAGACGGUAUCAACCUCUUCAGGACUUUCCUGAAACAGGAGGACUGCGCGGAUCUGCUGGACUUCUGGUUUGCCUGCAGCGGCUUCAGGAAGCUGGAGCCGUGCACAUCUAAUGAGGAAAAAAGACUCAAACUGGCAAAAGCCAUUUACAAAAAAUACAUCCUCGACAACAAUGGCAUUGUGUCCCGGCAGAUCAAACCGGCCACAAAAAGCUUCAUCAAAGACUGCGUCAUGAAACUGCAGAUUGACCCUGACAUGUUUGACCAGGCCCAAACGGAGAUUCAGUGCAUGAUAGAAGACAAUACCUACCCUUUGUUCCUUAAGUCAGAUAUUUAUUUGGAAUACACGAGGACAGGUGGGGAAAGUCCAAAAAUUUAUAGCGAUCCGAGCUCAGGGUCUGGGACAGGUAAAGGGCUACCCGGUUAUCUGCCGACUCUGAAUGAGGACGAGGAGUGGAAAUGUGACCAAGAGGCCGAGCCCGAGGCCAGCCGGGACUCGGCGCCUUCCAGCAGGCUCACGCAGAAGCUGCUUCUGGAGACGGCCACCCAGCGCGCCGCCUCGGCUCGGCGCUACAGCGAGGGGAGGGAGUUCAGACAUGGGUCAUGGAGAGAGCCUGUUAACCCAUACUAUGUCAACACGGGCUACGCUUUGGCACCAGCGACCAGUGCCAAUGACAGCGAGCAGCAGAGCAUGUCCAGUGAUGCCGAUACGAUGUCGCUGACGGACAGCAGCGUAGAUGGGAUCCCACCAUACAGACUCCGAAAGCAGCAUCGCAGAGAGAUGCAAGAAAGUGCCAAAGCAAAUGGACGUGUGCCACUACCUCACAUUCCUCGUACAUACCGAAUGCCAAAGGAUAUCCACGUUGAACCAGAGAAGUUUGCUGCAGAACUGAUCAAUCGUUUGGAAGAAGUACAAAAGGAACGUGAAGCGGAGGAGAAAUUAGAGGAGCGCCUUAAACGCGUUCGAGCGGAAGAAGAAGGUGAGGAUGCAGAUAUCUCUUCUGGUCCCUCGAUUAUCAGCCACAAGAUGCCUUCUGCCCAAGCCUUUCAUCACUUUGCUCCUCGUUACUCUGAGAUGGGCUGCGCUGGGAUGCAGAUGAGAGAUGCCCAUGAAGAAAACCCAGAAAGCAUCCUCGAUGAACAUGUACAGCGUGUGAUGAAAACCCCAGGCUGCCAGUCUCCGGGACCUGGCCGCCACUCUCCUAAGCCACGGUCCCCGGAAAGCGGCCACUUAGGAAAGCUGUCAGGGACACUAGGAACAAUUCCUCCAGGGCACGGCAAGCACGCAACAAAAUCAGGAAUGAAACUGGAUGCAGCUAAUUUAUAUCACCAUAAACACGUCUACCACCACAUCCAUCACCACAGCGUGAUGAAACCAAAAGAGCAGAUCGAGGCCGAGGCCACGCAGCGAGUGCAGAACAGCUUUGCUUGGAAUGUAGAUUCACAUAACUAUGCAACAAAGUCACGAAACUACACUGAAAACUUGGGCAUGGCCCCUGUCCCCAUGGACUCUUUAGGCUACAGUGGGAAAGCAAGUCUGCUCUCAAAAAGAAAUGUUAAGAAGACCGAUUCAGGGAAAAGUGAUGGUGCCAACUAUGAGAUGCCAGGAUCUCCUGAAGACAUGGAGAGAAACCAGAAGAUCCUUCAGUGGAUCAUAGAAGGAGAGAAGGAGAUCAGCAGGCAUAAGAAAACGAACCAUGGCUCUUCAGGUGCUAAGAAGCAGCUGUCCCAUGAUAUGGUCCGCCCCCUCUCCAUUGAGCGACCUGUUGCGGUGCAUCCGUGGGUCAGCGCCCAGCUCCGAAACGUCGUCCAGCCUUCUCACCCCUUCAUCCAAGAUCCUACCAUGCCGCCCAAUCCAGCCCCCAACCCUCUCACCCAGCUGGAAGAAGCUCGCAGGAGGUUGGAGGAAGAGGAAAAAAGGGCUGGAAAACUCCCCCUUAAACAAAGGUUGAAGCCCCAGAAGAGACCAGGCAGCGGCGCGUCCCAGCCAUGCGAGAACAUCGUGGUCGCUUACUACUUCUGCGGAGAGCCGAUCCCUUACCGUACGCUCGUCAAAGGGCGCGUGGUGACGCUGGGACAGUUCAAGGAGCUGCUGACCAAGAAAGGGAACUACAGGUAUUACUUUAAGAAAGUGAGUGACGAGUUCGACUGUGGUGUAGUCUUCGAGGAGGUGCGGGAGGAUGACACCAUCCUGCCCAUCUUCGAAGAGAAGAUCAUCGGGAAGGUGGAAAAGAUCGACUAAGCUCCAGGGCUGCCGAGGCAUGAGGACAGGACUGUGAAAGACUCUGGGACCGGAGGAGAGGGCCUGGGGCGAACGCUGGCGGUGCCACCGCCUCGGGCGAGCCCAGGGCACGGGGCGGCAGCCUGCUCCGGCGCGGAGCCUGGGCAAGCUCCGGGUUGCCGGUGGACGCCGUUUCACCCCAUGAACCUGCCAGUGGGAGCCUGGGCUCCCUCUCCAUACCGAAUAUGAGUGUAAUGUAGCAUUGUACAGUGCAUUAGAAAGUGUAAUAUGACCUUGUUUACUAAAGCUGCAUAUUUUUGAUAUAUUGUAAUAAAAGGAAAAUAUUUCCAAUGUCA